Colletotrichum chrysophilum is the source of this 2496-nucleotide messenger RNA. RefSeq lists its product as uncharacterized. The transcript is spliced from 4 exons. Gene Ontology annotation, biological process: establishment of sister chromatid cohesion; nucleobase-containing compound metabolic process. The record is from RefSeq and is a predicted model, not a curated record. Gene Ontology annotation, molecular function: DNA helicase activity; ATP binding; DNA binding. NCBI's taxonomy places the organism in Eukaryota, Fungi, Ascomycota, Sordariomycetes, Glomerellales, Glomerellaceae. The coding region runs from base 1 to 2496 and encodes 831 amino acids. Gene Ontology annotation, cellular component: nucleus.
AUGGCGGCUGCUCCAGGCAGCGGCCUGCCUGUUCCUGAAGGCAUCGACUUCAACCAUCCCUACACGCCGUACGAUGUGCAGACUGACUUCAUGAAAACAGCUUACAGCGUGCUGCAGGCUGGAAACGGACAGGUUGGCAUUCUGGAAAGUCCCACGGGAACUCGUAUUGAGGAGCAUGAGGCUUCUCUCAAGGUCAACAUGGACGACUUUAGGGAUGAGCCCGAUUGGAUCGUGGAGCAAAUGCUCCGGCGCAAGAGGGACGAGCUGGCUCGCAAUUGGGAAGAACGAGAGAAAAGGUUGGAGCAAAUCCGCCUGAAAGAAAAGGUCCUCGAAAUUCGCAGCGCCAAGCGACGUCGAUUUGACGAGGGCCCUUCGAAGUCGAAGGCUCGCAACGAUGCCGACGCAGACGAUGAAUGGCUGUUGGAUGAGGCCGAUGAGUCCGGUGCCGCAGACGACGGCGAUGCCAUGUCUGGACUGAGCAAAGAGACCAAGGACAUCCUUUCUAGAUUCGGGCUGGGCAACCUGAAGGCGGAGCAAGAGGAGGACAAGGUCGAAGACGGAGUCAAGGUGCGCAAGCCCCCUGUCGCUGGUGGGCUAGUCGGUAACAUGUUGAAACUGUGCAUCAACCCAUCCGUGGCGAAGCUGGGCACAAUAUCUGCCAUCAAUGACCGAUGCUCAGAACUGCAGAAGCCUAAAACCAAGGAUAAAUGUCCUUAUACACUGAACGAAGACAACAUCAAGCAGACUCACCAGUUUCGAGACACAGCCCACGCCACCCUUCCCGACAUAGAAGACCUCUAUCAUCUUGGCAAAAAGCUUGAAGUAUGUCCGUAUUAUGCCUCAAGGGCGGCUAUCGCAGGGGCUGAGAUCAUUACCUUGCCGUAUCCGCUCCUUCUGCAAAAGAACGCCCGAGACGCCCUGGGCAUCAAGCUGGAGGGCAAUGUAGUGAUUAUUGAUGAGGCGCACAACAUCAUGGAUGCAGUAGCCAACGUAUAUGCGUCGGAAAUCAAACUAACAGAGCUGAGACGGGCGCGACAGAUGCUUGGCGUGUACGUCAAAAGAUUCGGCAAGAAAUUGAAGGGAGAAAACCGUGUCAUGGUCGGCCAGGUUGGCAGAGUCAUCGAGGGCCUCACCGAGUGGAUGAGUGGGGCCUUGACGCUCAAGACACCCCACGGCAUAGUUGACUCUAAGGUGCUCCUUCGAUGCAAGGGCGUGGACCAAAUCAAUCUCUUUAAGCUCAUCCAGUACAUCCAGGAGUCCAAGCUCGCCUACAAAAUUGAGAGCUAUGUCGCCCACGUCGAGGAGGAGAUCGCCCAGGCCAAUGCUGGCAAGGCACCACCGAGAUCGUCCACCCCGGUUCUGCAUAUCUUGUCAUCCUUCCUGAUUUCUCUCACGAACCUCAGCUCAGAGGGCCGCAUAUUCUACGAAAAGACGUCAUCUAACCCGCCAGACAUACAACUUUCUUAUCUGCUACUGUCGCCCACCCAUGCAUUCUCGUCCAUCGCCACGAGUGCCAGGGCAGUCAUUCUGGCCGGUGGUACCAUGUCCCCCUUUGAAGACUACAAGGACCACCUCUUCCCAUACUUAUCGGAUUCGAAACUCACGACGCUCAGCUGCGGCCACGUCAUCCCGCCGUCGAACCUCUGCGUUUGGACGCUCGCAGGCGCGAAACCGGGCCCUAACAGGGACGUCAGCUCCACGUUCGAGUUCAGCUUCCAGCGUCGAAGCGACAAGGCGAUGGUGAGCCAGCUGGGCCUGGCGAUUCUCAACAUCUGCAACGUAGUUCCCGAUGGUGUCGUCGUCUUCUUCCCAAGCUACGGCUACCUCGACGAAGUUGUGGCGGUUUGGGAGACCAAAAGUCCCGGCGAGUCCAAGCCAAUCUGGGACCGCAUGCGAGAGAGAAAGGAGGCGUUCAAGGAGACUCGGGGCGGCUCGAGCGACGAGGUUCUGGAGGCCUACAGCAAGGCCAUCCUAGGCGACGGCGAACCUGGCGCAGGCACAGCACCCAAGCCUCGUGGUGCGAUACUCCUGAGCGUAGUCGGCGGCAAGAUGAGCGAGGGCAUCAACUUUUCCGACCGCCUCGGCCGUUGCGUUAUCAUUAUCGGGUUGCCUUACCCAAACAUCAAUUCUCCCGAGUGGAAAGCAAAGACGGAGUACAUCGAGACUACGACUGUCCAGCGUCUGACCGAUGCGUCGGCGGCUACGCGAAUACCAAAAGAGGAAGCGAUCGUGGCGGCGAAGCAGGCGGCGAGAGACUUUUACGAGAAUGCUUGCAUGCGCGCGGUAAACCAGAGUAUCGGGCGGGCUAUCAGGCACCAGGGCGACUACGCAGCCAUCGUUCUGGUCGACCGGAGGUACGGGACAGAUAGAAUUCGAGGGAAGCUUCCGGGCUGGAUUCGUGGAGGGAUGAACAACGACAGCCACGAAAAGGGACUGCCGCAGCUGAUGGGGGCGUUGAGCGGAUUCUUUCGAUCGAAGCGGAACAGCGCGUUCUAG